AUGCCGUUUAGAAGACCCACAAUCGUAAACCCGGCAUUCGCGAAACGCAGCGUGGAUGAAGUGUCAUUUAAAGACCGAUUAAAAGCGAAGAUAGAUCGAAUGAAAAUGCACGAGAGACAUGGACGAGAUUUUCUGAGACACGAUGAAGGCAAUAGUGAAUUUCAUAGAAAUAGUCGCGCAGAGCUAUACCAAAAACUGGAGACAUUAAUUACAGCGCUUGGUUCGGAUGGGAGGCAGUGCGUACUUCGCAAACUAUGCGAGUCAGCUCGUGCCCGAGGGCAGGGGACAUUCCUUCAGGAACUACUUAGGGUUGUCUUUACAUUCCCAAAGGACAAAAAUUCUGCUAUCGAAGAACAUAAAUUGUAUGAUCAAGCUCAAGAUCCAUCAAAGGACUGUGAGAUAAUGUAUCCGGGCUGUGAAAAUUUCGACGUCACCUCAUUAUGA
Messenger RNA from Pieris macdunnoughi, 444 nucleotides. NCBI's taxonomy places the organism in Eukaryota, Metazoa, Arthropoda, Insecta, Lepidoptera, Pieridae. The record is from the annotation of a GenBank genome assembly.